Messenger RNA from Penicillium chermesinum, 2304 nucleotides. Its product is annotated as NIF domain protein. The record is from RefSeq and is a predicted model, not a curated record. NCBI's taxonomy places the organism in Eukaryota, Fungi, Ascomycota, Eurotiomycetes, Eurotiales, Aspergillaceae. The transcript is spliced from 2 exons. Gene Ontology annotation, molecular function: phosphoprotein phosphatase activity. Bases 1 to 2304 code for a protein of 767 amino acids.
AUGUUGCCAAUGUUUGUCUCAUCUAGCAACUCGCCUCCCGCACGUUUACCCUCGAAGCGUCUUUCCUCCGAGCCCGAGCCUCGAGAAUCUGCCAAAGUGUCGCGUCCUGGGGACGGUAAAAGGAGGAGGCUUGAGUCGCAAGCUUACAGUGCUGCCUCUGAGCCUCCGGUUUACAGUUCGCGGCUCUAUUACGCGCCGGUGGAGCGUGGUGCGGAACGCCAAAGCUCGUGGCCGAAUGCCCCGCGGAAUGGCUACAGUGGAUACUCUCCUCCAGGUAGUGUGUAUGGGCCUGUGACUCGUAGUUCUCUCCCAGGGCCGAAUCCUCAGUUACCGUAUAACAACCAAUUCAGCCCGUAUCCACAGGACUUCAAGCGACCGAGUCCAGGAUUCAUACAAUCUCCAGCACCUCCAGGAGCUCCGAUACUGAGCACUUUCAAUGCGAAUGCGCCUUUCUGGAAUCCAGCCAAUAUCAACCCGGCGACAGAUUACCACCCGCCGGCCUAUGUUAACCCUCCAUUCUUCUCGCCUUCCUACUCGCACGUGUCGCCAGACAUGAACCCGAUGCUACCAUCUCACCCUUUGAUGAAUUCCGUGGGUGGGUUGGAGGCACCCCCAUACAACACGUCGUUGCUACGAGUCUGGGUCCGCAAAGAAAGAGGUCAGUUACACCGACCACUUCUGGUCAUUCUUGACCUAAACGGAACUUUGAUUCUUCGGAAACAUAAAAAGCUCCCCCCUUCCUACACCCGACGCGCCGGUCUGGACCACUUCCUGGACAAGCUGACAAGCAACUAUUCGGUGAUGAUCUGGACGAGUUCUAAGCCCGCGACCUGCAACGCAGUAUGUGAUGAGUUAUUCCCCGCAACAGGCAAACGGAAGCUCGUGGCACGUUGGGACCGAGAGAAAUUCGGCCUUACGCCCCGGCAGUAUAACUCGAAGCUCCAAGUGUACAAAGAGCUGCAUAAGGUGUGGGAAGACCCGGUGAUCAGAUCACGGUAUCCGGGCAACAAGCCAAUCGAGACAGGUGGAAAGCCCGGGGGCAAAUUUGCCCGCAAGAAGUUGGCAAAGCAGAUCGCUGCGGUUUCCGCAUCAAAGACCGUGGGGCAGUGGGAUCAGACCAACACCGUUCUUAUCGACGAUAGCAAACUCAAGGCUAUUAGCGAACCGUACAAUAUUCUGGAGAUCCCUGAAUUCACGAACGACGCCACUAUUGAUGAGUCGGAUUUAUUUGCGAAGGUACUCGGGCGUCUUCACGUCCUGGCGCGUCACGACGACGUCUCCAAGGUCCUACGCGUGUGGAACGAGCGACUUGCGGAUAGCGGCGGCAACAUCUUAGAUCUGGACAUCAGCCCUGAGAAGCCUGACGAGCCAGAAAUACAUGACUCGGAGGAUUCUGACAUCGGUGGUGGAACACCACUUCUACCCCCACAACAACCCAACAACAGCAACAGCAACAGCAACCCAGCUUCGUCACGCAAAAAGGAUAGGAAGAACAAGAACAAGCCUGCACCUUCGCCUGAAGAAAAAGCUGCACUGAAAGAAGCAAAGAAAGCACGCAAGAAGGCUCGCAAGGCCGAGAAGAAAGAACGGGAAGCCUUAGCCCCUCCAGUCCCAAGCAAAAAACAAAAGCAAGCCAUGCAGGAUGACCUCAGUGCGGAGGCCAAUGCACUGGUCAUGGAUCUCCAAUCAGCCCCCCAGAUUCCAAGUCAACAGUAUGACGGUCCUGACGACGCCGGCCCCAAAAGAAGCAUGCCGGCUCAGCCCGUCAAUCAAAGGAAGAAGAAGAAGAAUUCCAAGCCAAACGCAUUGCUCAAGGAUCUGUCCUCCAACCACCAGAACACAAGCGACCAGCGCGAGGCUAUGAACGCAGCUAUUAGCUCUGCCCACGACCGCAACGCUCCACGCCACAACUUCCGCCCUCGCAACAAUCCUGCACAAACAGCUACUGUUGAAGCACCCUCUGCCGGUGCGGCUGUGUCCAUCCCCGGUCUGGUCCUCUCUUCGCCUGCCGAAACUGCGGCUGUGGCGCUGGAGCACGGCCACGUCGAUACUAUCCCCGCUCCCCUGGAAGCGCCGCGUUCCCCUUCGCCGCUUACCAGCGAGGAUGAGAAGGUCGAGGCUCCGGACGCUGACAGCGUGUACUCGCCAACUAGCUUUGCGCCAGCUGAAACCGAGCAGCCGGAGCAAUCUGCGCAACCUGAGCAACUUGAGCGACCUGAUCGACCUGCUUCGCCCGCUAUCUCGUCAGUGUCGGGAAAUUCGUUGCUGGAUCGCUUGGAGGAUGGCCUUGGGCUUCGCGUUUAG